AUACUGCCGUGAACCGGACAUACUAGGAUCGAUUUUUGUUUUGCCUAACCCAGCAAUGAUGGCGUCUCAAUCACCAUCUACUACUGUGCCGUCAAAUAAAUCUCUACCUCUUUCUCCAUCUGCUUCUGGGGAUCCUAAAAAUGUUCAAGACUUGACUGCAUUUGUUGAGAAUCUUCUUGGUUCAAUGCAAGAGAAAUUCCAGACAAUGUCUGAACAGAUAUUAGCAAGAAUGGAUGAGAUGGGUAAUCGGAUAGAUGAUUUAGAAAAAAACAUUGGCGAUUUGAUGCAUCAAGCUGGGAUCGAAGACGAGCAUGUGGAGAAAUAAGAAGAUACGGUUGUUUGGGAAGACUUUUCGAGAUGGUUUAUCGAUUUCUUUUAACAGAUACCAGCUGACGAUUUUUUCUUCGGUAGACUGUAGUUAAUGAAAAUGUAAAUUUAUUUUGUACUUCUCUAAUUAUUUUACGCUUACCUAUUAAAUAUAAUUUAUUUCUAUUACACAAA
Molecule: messenger RNA, 501 nt
Organism: Hydractinia symbiolongicarpus
Lineage: Eukaryota; Metazoa; Cnidaria; Hydrozoa; Anthoathecata; Hydractiniidae
Product: heat shock factor-binding protein 1-like
Exons: 4
Coding region: 56-325 (89 amino acids)
Biological process (GO): cellular heat acclimation
Cellular component (GO): cytosol; nucleus
Molecular function (GO): transcription corepressor activity
Source: RefSeq, a predicted model, not a curated record